AUGCCCAACUCACCUUCCCCACUGUGGAUUAUGCCCAACUCACCUUCCCCACUGUGGAUUAUGUCCAACUCACCUUCCCCCACUGGGGAUUAUGUCCAACUCACCUUCACAAAUGUGGAUUACGCCCAACUCACCUUCUCCACUCUGAAUUAUGCGCAACUCACCUUCCCCACUGUGGAUUAUGGCCAAUUCACCUCCCCCACUGUGGAAUAUAUCCAACUCAUUUUCCCAUGUGGAUUAUGGCCAACUCACCUUCCCCACUGUGGAUUACGUCCAACUCACCUCCCCCCACUGUGGAUUAUGUCCAACACAUUUUCCCAUUUGGAUUAUGUCCAACUUACCUUCCCUACUGUGGAUUAUGCACAACUCACCUUCCCCACUGAGGAUUAUGUCCAACACAUUUUCCCAAUUGGAUUAUGUCCAACUCACCUUCCCCACUGUGGAUUAUGCACAACUCACCUUCCCCACUGUGGAUUAUGCCCAACUCACCUUCCCUACUGUGGAUUAUGCCCAACUCACCUUCCUGACUGUGGAUUAUGUCCAACUCACCUUCCCUACUGUGGAUUAUGCCCAACUCCCCUUCUCGACUGUGGAUUAUGUCCAACUCACCUUCCCCCACUGUGGAUUAUGUCUAGUUCACCUUCCCCCACUGUGGGUUAUGUCCCCCUCACCUUCCCCAUUGUGGAUUAUGCCCUACCCACCUUCCCCCACUGUGGAUUAUGUCCAACUCCCCUUCGCACUGUGGAUUAUGUCCAACUCAUUUCCUAUCUGGAUUAUGUCCAACUAUCCUUUACCACUUUGGAUUAUGUCCAAUUCACCUUCCCCACUGUGGAUUAUGUCCAACUCACCUUCCCCACUGUGGAUUAUGUCCAACUCAUUUUCCCAUGUGCAUUAUGUACAACUCACCUUCCCCACUGUUUAUUAUGUCGAACUCACCUUCCCCACUGUGGAUUAAGUCCAACUCACCUUCCCGCACUGUGGAUUAACUCCAACUCACCUUCCACACUGUGGAUUAUGUCCAACUCACCUUCCCCACUGUGGAUUAUAUCUAACUCAUUUUCCCAUGUGGAUUAUGUCUAA
Molecule: messenger RNA, 1080 nt
Organism: Macrobrachium nipponense
Lineage: Eukaryota; Metazoa; Arthropoda; Malacostraca; Decapoda; Palaemonidae
Exons: 1
Coding region: 1-1080 (359 amino acids)
Source: RefSeq, a predicted model, not a curated record